Messenger RNA from Saccostrea cuccullata (small rock oyster), 806 nucleotides. Its product is annotated as neurotrypsin-like. Gene Ontology annotation, cellular component: membrane. NCBI's taxonomy places the organism in Eukaryota, Metazoa, Mollusca, Bivalvia, Ostreida, Ostreidae. Bases 1 to 696 code for a protein of 231 amino acids. The record is from RefSeq and is a predicted model, not a curated record. The transcript has 5 exons.
AUGGUAGAAGAAGACGAGUCUGGAUGGAGAAUAUACCAAGAUGUCCGACUUGCUGGGAACCCUCUGUUUGGUGACUGUACUGCUGGGAGACUGGAGGUUCUUCACGGAGGGGUGUGGGGCGCGGUCUGUGAUGAUAUACUCGACAACAAAGUGGCUCAAGUCGUCUGUCGCUCCUUGGGAUAUCCAUGGUCGGAAGCUAUCGUCAUCCCUACAGAAAUCGUACCCAAAGGUUCUGGCUCUAUCCAUCUUGAAAACGUAGACUGCAUUGGCAACGAAAAUUCGAUAUUUGAAUGUUCUAGCUUAGGAUUAGGGAAUUCUGGCUGUACACACAAUGAAGACGGUGGUAUCUGGUGUGAUACUAAGUUUGCCAUCCGGCUGGCUGAUGGGAAUGCCACAAGCGGCCGUGUCGAAGUAUCCGUGGGCGGACUCUGGGGUGUGGUUUGUUAUGACGUGGGACACUGGUUUAACAAGGACUGGGACGAAAAUGCUGCAGAAGUCGCGUGUAGGAUGUUGGGAUAUGACGGACGAUCCCAAGCUGUAAGAGGGGAAACAUAUACCACGGGGCAUGGUUUAAUAUGGAUGAACAGUGUGAACUGUCAGGGAUCGGAGACGUCACUGGCUCACUGUCACCACUACGGAAUCGAAACAGCCACCUGCAAUACCGUAGCCAGAGUCCACUGCAACCUGGGCCUAUGACCAUAAACUGAAAUCAGUCAACAUUUCAAACCAUUAGUAUUUUUUGAAAUAAUUUUAAAAUUGAACUAAUUUUUUCAUUAUUCGUUUGAAUUUAAACGUUAUGCACAAUA